ACCAUUCAGUACAUACACCCGACCGACGCGCUCAAGAAUAAGCUGCUCUCGCAGUCGGCGGAACUGGUGGUGAUCGACGAGGCGGCCGCCAUUCCGCUACCGAUCGUCAAGUCGCUGAUCGGCCCGUACCUCGUGUUCAUGUCGUCGACGAUCAACGGCUACGAAGGCACCGGGAGGUCACUGUCGUUGAAGCUCUUGCAACAACUUCGCCAACAGAGCCACUCGUUCAGCCAAAAGGCGGGAACGGCGGUCACGGGCCGGGCGUUGCACGAGUUGACGCUCGACGAGUCGAUUCGCUACCAGAGCGGCGACGACGUGGAGCUGUGGCUCAAUCGGCUGCUGUGUUUGGACGCGACGAUCGUCGAGUCGGUGCCCACCGGGGGGUGUCCGCUGCCCGCCGACUGUCACCUCUACUACAUCAAUAGAGAUACGCUGUUCAGCUAUCACUCGGCGUCAGAGGCAUUCCUGCAGCGAAUUAUGGCGCUGUAUGUGUCCUCGCAUUACAAGAACACACCCAACGAUCUGCAGAUGAUGUCCGACGCACCACAACACCACUUAUUCUGUUUGUUGCCGCCGAUGACCGAUAAGCAACGCUCGAAAGGCAAGAUUCCGGACGUCCUGUGCUUCCUACAGGUCUGCCUCGAGGGCCAGAUAUCCGAGAACUCCAUAAUGAAUAGUCUGUCGCGCGGGAAGCGGGCGGCCGGCGAUCUGAUCCCGUGGACGAUCUCCCAACAGUUCCAGGACUCGCGGUUCGGGUCGCUGUCGGGCGCCCGAGUCAUACGGAUCGCCACGAAUCCCAACUACCAGGGCAUGGGUUACGGCAGCCGCGCGCUCAGGCUUCUGGAGGACUACUUUUGCGGUCAGUUUAACGUCGAUCUCACCGAAGACGCUGUCAGUGCUGUCAGCGAUGGUAACGAGUCGGACGGCAAGGCGUUGAAGCCGUUGUUGCUGUCACUGAAUGAGCGAAAAGCGGAAGAAUUGGAUUAUUUGGGCGUUUCCUUCGGCCUGACCGCAGAUCUGCUGAAGUUCUGGAAGAAGUCGGGAUUCGUUCCCAUUUAUGUCAGACAAACGGCCAAUGAGUUGACUGGAGAGCACUCUUGCAUUAUGUUGAAG
This is a messenger RNA of Oppiella nova, 1113 nucleotides long. The record is from the annotation of a GenBank genome assembly. Lineage: Eukaryota; Metazoa; Arthropoda; Arachnida; Sarcoptiformes; Oppiidae.